UAGUUUUGUAGAGGAUGCUGAUUCAAAUAUCCUUCCAAAAGCCUUCUAAAUGAAGCAGUGGCACUGCAAGCUACCAAAACUCUGAUAAUUAUAAUUUGCAAGACUGGCAACUUUAAUGUUUUUUUGUAUCUCUGCAGUUUACGAUCAGAAAUGGACACUUCUGCCUUCAAUGUGACCAGUUCCAGUAAAGCCUUUUAGAUAACAUGCAAUAGGCCCACGCUUUGUCCUUUCUUAUGUUGCGCUUCCCAGUUCUUUCAAGGGCUCACCCUAGUCACGUGGGUGGUACCCUGGAGCGGUGCAGGAUGGUCGCGGAAAGAAAAUGGCGGAUUUUGAGGAGCUGAGGAUGCUAUACGAUCACAUUUGUUAAGGAAAUGUAAAGAAAAAGGAUUAACAAGUAAGAACAAUCAAGCAUGGACCAUAUAAUGAAGGAAUAUGGUUUCAAGUUUUCGGGUCUCAGAGCUACAGGUUUUAUUGGGCUUUGCAGGACGUAACAAGAGCGGUCGCAAGCAUGAACUCCUUCUGAGAGCCUUGCACUUGCUAAAGAGUGGGUGCAGUCCAGCUGUUCAGAUCAAAAUUAAGGAACUGUAUAGACGACGUUACCCCAGAACAAUCGAAAGUCUCCCCGACUUGUCUGCCCUCAAGCCCUCCGGCUUCUCCCUGAAUAGUAACUCUUCCCUCGUGGACCCGGACUUGGCCGGAGCCGGUGUGCAUUCUCGCGCGCCUGGCUCGAUCCCGCCGCACUCCGCAGCGCAGAGUCCUGUCCUGCUGCACGAGACGAAGCCCGGGAUCGACAUGCAGCAGCCGGCACCUCCCAUCCCGCCUGUCCAUCCUGACGUCCAGCUGAAAAGUUUGCCGUUUUACGAUGUGCUGGAUGUCCUGAUCAAACCCUCAAGCUUGGGUGCCAGCAGUAUUCAACGCUUUCAGGAGAAGUACUUCAUCUUUGCCCUGACACCACAACAAGUACGAGAAGUAUGCAUUUCCAGGGAUUUUCUCCCUGGUGGAAGAAGAGAUUAUAUGGUCCAAAUCCAGCUGAGGUUUUGCCUUGCAGAGACCAGUUGCCCUCAGGAAGACAACUAUCCAAACAGUUUGUGCAUAAAAGUGAAUGGCAAACCCUUCCCAUUACCGGGCUAUCCUCCCCCUCCUAAAAAUGGAGUGGAACAGAAAAGGCAAGGCCGGCCAUUAAAUAUUACUUCCUCGGUCAGAUUAUCAUCCGCUGUGCCUAAUCAGAUUUCUGUCACAUGGGCACCUGAAAUUGGAAAGACAUAUUCUAUGUCUGUGUACCUUGUGAGGCAGCUCACAUCUUCACUGCUUCUGCAGAGGCUAAAAAUGAAAGGCAUUAGAAACCCUGACCAUUCUAGAGCUCUAAUUAAAGAAAAGCUGACUGCAGACCCUGACAGUGAGAUUGCCACAACCAGUUUAAGAGUCUCGCUGAUGUGCCCACUUGGUAAAAUGCGUUUGACAGUCCCAUGCCGUGCAGUUACCUGCUCGCAUCUACAGUGCUUUGAUGCUGCUCUUUACCUUCAGAUGAAUGAGAAGAAACCAACAUGGAUUUGUCCUGUAUGUGACAAGAAAGCUGCUUACGAAAGUCUGAUCAUUGAUGGGCUGUUCAUGGAAAUCCUGAAUGACUGUACAGAUGUGGAUGAAAUUAAAUUCCAGGAAGAUGGCAGCUGGUGUCCAAUGAGACCAAAGAAAGAAACACUGAAAGUGUCGGCCCAGUGUAGCACAAAAAUAGAAAGUUCAAGUCUUGUCAACAGGCCUUGUGCAGUGAUGACAGCCAGUGACCCCAGCAGUUUGAAGAAGGCAGACAUAAUUGAUCUCACUAUAGAGAGCUCCUCUGAAGGUGAAGAAGAGGAAGAGGAGAUACCACCACUCAAGAAACGCUGUCUGUACAUGUCUAAGCCUGAGGAAGUGCAUGGAAAAGGGGUCUUAACUUACCAGCCUUCAACUGUGCGAGUGCCAAAUGUCCAAACCGUGGAAACAUCAUACAUAACUUCUCCACUAGCUGAUUAUGCAGUUCCAUUCCAUCACUCAACCUUAUCUACAAUUUCAGCAGACAUGCAAAGUCUAGGUUUAUUCUCAUUGAUACAAGGAGACCCUCAGUAUCGCACUCCGAUGUUCCUGGACAACCUCCCCAGCACCUUACAGCAACAAGCAACAAGCGGAGGCCUGAUUUCCACAAGCAGCCAUUAUGAGAGUAGCAGUCACAGCAGUGGCUCUGCCAGGAACGAAACUGGAGUCAUUACAGGAGGCGGGGGGACCAUUAUUCCAGAUAUCAUUUCCCUGGAUUAAAGAAUAUAGACUUCAAACCUUUUCUUCAUACACAGCAGAAGACAGCGGAAAUACAGCGUGUACUGAACUGAACCGUUUUUAAGCCAUUCAAAAUUUAAAUCCUUUGGUUCUUUUUUUAAAAAAAACUCUGUACAUUGCCUUUGACUCAAUGAAGUGGACUUUCAAAACCCAUUCAGAUGGAAAAAAGGACAGACUCUGUGAAUGGGAACUAUUGAUGUGUAAAUGUGUUUUGAAGGCUGAUGCUCCGAUUAAGUUGUAUAAAACAUUCAGAGGCAGCUCAACUUUAUAAUAGCUGACUUCAUGCGGUGCAUUUUUCUCCUAUGUUCUGAUUGUUACAUAUAGCAAUAAACUAAGCCUUCCAUAAUAAUGCUUCA
Lepisosteus oculatus (spotted gar) is the source of this 2663-nucleotide messenger RNA. It is a transcript of the gene pias2, whose product is annotated as protein inhibitor of activated STAT, 2. Gene Ontology annotation, molecular function: SUMO ligase activity; transcription coregulator activity; zinc ion binding. Gene Ontology annotation, cellular component: chromatin. Lineage: Eukaryota; Metazoa; Chordata; Actinopteri; Semionotiformes; Lepisosteidae. The record is from RefSeq and is a predicted model, not a curated record. Gene Ontology annotation, biological process: protein sumoylation; regulation of transcription by RNA polymerase II.